AUGUCUGAGUUGGACACCAUCAGCCUGCUGAUUCCUCCUGAGCCUUCGUCCAAACCCCAGGAUCUCCAAGCGCAGAUUCAACAGAUUAUCGCACAGAAAGGUCAUUUUCGUCAUUUCACCCAAAGUUCGCUCCUCGCCGAGAUCCAGGGCAAAGCCACUGCGCCGGACGCAGUCCAGGUUGAUCGGGACGAUGAGCCCCAGGCCGAAGAUGAUACUCCGCAGAAGCGUCAGGAACGGGUUUGGAAGCGGCGAGAUGAGAUGCUAGAGCGCAUCAACUAUGCACAAAACGAGGUCCUCUGCGCCCUAGACUUUGUGUCAUUCUUGAUUUCUCAGCAGUCAGUUCCCGCUCAGCAUUCCAUGUCGCCCGCCCUUCAACAGGCCGUUCCUGUCGGGACGCUGGCCUCGAGAGUUUUGAAAGACAGACCAAUUCCUCCUUCGACGAAGCGGCGGCUGGCCGCUGUCUCUCAGGGCUGGAGGGCUGAGGGCUUCCAUUCAGCAUCCCAAAAGCUGGCGGCAGCUUCUGGUAGACUUCAAACCGAAGCUGAGCGCGAGGCAGAGUAUUGGCACCAGAUUGCUGAUCUCAACAGCAGAGGAUGGUCAGUUUCGCGACUUCCACGAGACCGCAAGGCCAUUGGCGUACAUUUCAGAUUCUCUGAGUCUGCACCGCAAUUUCGGGACCGAGGCUUCGCUCUUCUUCGACAGGGCUCUGAUGGUUCAGUCGUUCUGGACCGACAGGUUGGGCUUAAGAAACGCAAACGGCUGGGCGUCUACGUUGUACGGGAUGGCGUCAAGACAGGCGCUUUCGACCUUGAAACCACUGGGUCUUCCGGGACGACGGAACUUAACCAGAGCCUCAACGACUACCGCAAUGCCAUUUUCGAGGAAGAGCUGUUCUAUGAGAUAUGCCGUGAAGCGCGUCUUGUGGCCAACCAAGGCAUUACUAAGCGGUCGCAGAGCGUAGAGGUUGACGUCGGCGGCGAGUACCACUUAUUGCUCGUGUCGUCCAGCGAAAAAGAAGAUGUUACGUCUCCCAAUGCUGCAGACAAUUUGACAGCUCAAUUCGUGGCCAUAUCUCUGCGGUUGUUGUUGAUUGCUGCUCAUGAGCAGAAUCUGAUCAGGCGUUCGCAAAAACCACCGCCAAUGACCCCCAAAGCACGACCAAUCCCAGAGUACGCGUUGCUCCGACCUAUUUUGGCACAUUUACGACACCGUGCAGAAGCGGCAACCUUUUGGGAUAAGUGCAGAGCGUUGCUGGGUGCCUUCAAGCGAGCAGAUCUACCGAUCUCGGUGUCGAUGGAGGGCUCGAGCACCACACUUUUCCAAUCUCUGCAGAUGGAACCACCCAACACCAUGCUGGCAGGCUUGAUGGUACCUGUAAAAACCAGCUUCAACAUAGCCCUGACAGCACAGCGAAAGCUGCAGAUCGGACUAGCCACAAUUCUUGGACCGCCUCUGUUCGGCUCUCGCUACGAAAUAUCGUCGAUUGAUUUUGGGCUUGCAACCAUAGCGUCAUCUCACCAUGAAACUCGCGACGAGGCGCUGUCGUUCAUCCGACACAUAUUGUUGUUGGAUCUCGUUGCACACAGUGAGACACUAGCCCUAGGGGUGCAAGCUGCGACCCGUUCAGAGUUGGAUAAGAGCAAACAAACAGAAUGGGCCGUCUCACAGCCGCACGACGGUGAGCUGAGCUUGUACGAUGCUCAGGAGGCCAUCGAGAAGCUGCAGAUUUCGGUGCAACACGAAAGUAUCUGCGUCAAGUUGAGCCCCGUGGGAAGGAGAAGCGGUGUCCAGAAUAUGUUGUGGUCAUGGACAUCGGCCGGCUGUUCCAAGACAGAGGGAGGUGUGACGAGUCUCCAAAAGACAGCGGCAGUCUUAAGUGCUGAAAUUGGAAAUGCCACGGACAAUGAAAGUCUUGCACGACUGAAAUGGGAGAUUGGUUCUCUCCUUCAAAAAUGCAAAUAUCUGUCCAAGGGUAUCAAGUUGUCUCAACUAAGCAGGCACUCGUUAUUUACACAAGCAUAUCCGUCCAUCGCGAAGGAGUUCGCCGAUCAGAUGGUACACUUGUACCUUGCUCGCUUCGAGUCUGUGUUUCGCAUCUUACAUAUUCCCUCGUUCUGGAUCGAAUACGAGCAAUAUUGGGGCGCUCCCACGGAGGCUGAUACCAUUACUCAACUCAAGAUCCAGCUAGUUACCGCCAUCGGAACUGUCGUUACCCAAGAUGCUACCAAAACGACAGGCAUCUAUUCCACGGCGCGUCAAUGGCUAUAUGCCGCUCAGGACUGGCUGGCUGGACCCAUGAAAAAGAACCGCAUCAGUAUUGGUAGUCUGCAGGUUCAGUGCUUGCUGAUCCUGGCUCGACAGGCUCUUUCUGUUGGGGGAGAUGUCGUUUGGAUAUCGAUGGGCACUGUCGUUCGGACCGCGAUGCAAAUGGGUCUACACCGUGAUCCGAAACAUUUCAAGAGUAUUGGCAUUCUUGAAAGCGAGGUUCGUCGAAGACUCUGGGCGACCAUCCUGGAGCUGGAUAUCCAGGCAGCCUUGGACGCCGGAGUACCACCUACUCUCUCAGUACAUGAUUUUGACACAGAGCCUCCCUCCAACAUCAACGACAAGGAUAUUGAUGAGCAAAUCGAGGCUCUCCAGGAACAUCCCACAACGACGGCGACCGAUUCGUCACUACAGCGUUUCCUCCUCCAGACUCUCCGUCCAAGGGUAGAAGUUGCCCGUCGCAUGAACGGGCUAGUAACCGCGGUUUCUGAGACAUCGUACAAAGAACUCUGCACUCUGACGACCGCGAUCAUCAGCGCCUGCCGGGCCUGUAGCUCGCAUAUACCCAGGACGAGCAGCUUGGACGCAGCCUCGUUCCACCACCACCUCGCAGACCUCCUUCUCCGCCGCUUCAUACUCCAUCUUCAUCGGCCCCUUGCUAGCCGAGCCCGAAGUAACCCAUUAUACUAUUUCUCGAGGAAAAUGAGCCUGGAUGCCGCCAUGGCUAUACUCACCCCGGUCCCCAAGAACCCUGAAUUCGCGCGUCUCGUGCUAGUCGGGGCGGGCAUGUUCAAGAACCGCAUAAUCCACGCGUCCCUGGCCGUGGCGUCGGAAUUGCUCACGAAUGUUGAGGAGCAAAGCCCGCUGGAAUAUCCCACGCCCUCAUGGGAACCUUCGGCCUAUCGAAAGAUGUUGACGGACGCGUUGCAAGAAGCGCUGCGGCAGUCUACCGAGCGGAUCCGUCUCGGGGAGACGAAUGUCAAGCUACGUAUGAAGCUGGGUAUGGCUCUGCGCCAGACGGAGGUGGCAGCAGGCGAGACCUCGUCAUCGAUGCAGCAGUUGGCCCAAGCCGCCAAGGAGAGCCUGGAGUUUUCAUACGCGAUUAUCCAGGAGCGGGCAACAGCUGAAGGAGUCGACAUUGAAGCUGGAGGACGGAGUGGAAUGUCCGAGAACGUUGACCUGGAUGACUUCGACCCAGAGCACUUCUCACUCGACCCGAACUUUAGCUUGGACGACCUCUUCUUCCUUCCUACAGAUCUAGAUGUGAACGGUGUAGCAAGGCUUCCUCAAAUGUAA
Molecule: messenger RNA, 3561 nt
Organism: Fonsecaea nubica
Lineage: Eukaryota; Fungi; Ascomycota; Eurotiomycetes; Chaetothyriales; Herpotrichiellaceae
Exons: 4
Coding region: 1-3561 (1186 amino acids)
Biological process (GO): DNA-templated transcription; regulation of transcription by RNA polymerase II
Cellular component (GO): mediator complex; nucleus
Molecular function (GO): RNA polymerase II cis-regulatory region sequence-specific DNA binding; DNA-binding transcription activator activity, RNA polymerase II-specific; zinc ion binding
Source: RefSeq, a predicted model, not a curated record